UGCGAUGGACGACCACUUUGUGCACGAGGGCAUCCUCCUCAAGAAGAUGCUCUUUGGCUGGCGCGCCUACUACUGCGUACUGCGCGGGCGCAACCUCGAGCUGUACCACCCGCCCAAGCUCCCGUUGACCAAGCCCCCGCCGAGCCAAAAGCCCAACCGUGUCCUUAUCGUCGACACGUACAGCACCGACUUUCGUCGCGGCGACCAGAUCGAGCUGGUCAACCCGCGGGGGACGCGCCGCGCGUUCCGAUUCACGCCCGAUCAGCUGCUGCGGGGCGAGCGCGCGCAAUGGCUGUUGGCGCUCCAGACAGCAUUUCUCAUGGACAACGCGUUGGCCAAGUACGGGCCCAACAUCUCGGAGCAGCUCCUUUCGUAUGCCAAGAAACAGCUCAGCGAGUUUGGGGUCGUGCGCAUGGACGACGGGAUACGCCAGACGCUGCGGAAGCGGUCGAUCCACGGUGACCUCUGGAAUCGAUUUCAGACCAUGGUGCACGAAGGCAUUACGAUCCACGAGGUCGGCGACAGUGGGACGACAGAACAUUUGUUUCGAAUCGACGACCCGCCGCGCGCCAUCUUGCUCUUGCCACUGCACGAAGAUGCCUUCGAGUGCAGCGAUAUUCAAACCAUUGAGCUGAGCAGCGUGAUUUCGGCCGCAUUUGUCCACUCGGCCGACGCGCAGCAGAGCCUCACGUGGUUCACACUGACGUGCCUUGAUGACGGCGCGGCCUCAAAGGGGCGCACGUUUGACGCGCUGCGCACCGAAGUGCGCAGCCUGCUCGUGUUUGGGAUAUCGCAGACUUUGCGCAACUUGCAGUACAGCCCCAAGCUUCAACUCCGGCGCCGUCUCACGCUCUCACAACACGAGACGUCGUCCUCGGCCUUGCUCACCAUCAACAUGGAGUGCCAGCGCGACGCCGUCAUCCGCGGCUUCAACGUCAAUCCAACAAAAGCGAUUGCGCAGGCCAUCGCCGCCGGGAUCAUGCGCGGGAUCAGCGUGCGGUCGCUUUCCGAUUCUACUUGCUCGAUCGAACGCUGCGUCGCGCUCUUUCUGCGGCACACCAAAGGCCUCGAUAAAGACACGAUUGGCGAGUACCUCGGCAGCGACGACGCCUUUUGCGUGCGCGUGCUCCGGGACUUUUCCCAGUGCUUCUCGUUCGUCGACAAGCCCUUUGAGGCCUGUUUACGUACCUACAUUGGCGCGUUUCGGCUGCCGGGCGAAAGCCAAAAGAUCGACCGCAUGAUGGAGGCCUUUGCGCUCGCGUACACGGCGGCCAACCCGAGUGUCUUUCUGCACCACGACGCCGCCCACAUCCUCGCCUUCUCGACCAUCAUGCUCAACACAGACGCGCACAACCCGUCGAUGGGCAAGCGUCCGCGCAUGACCCGCGACGAGUUUGUGCGCAACAACCGCGGCAUCGACAAGGAUGGCGCCGACGUCCCCGCGCCGAUCCUCGAAGCGAUCUACGAGAGCAUCAAGAAGCAGCCGCUGCUCACAGUCCGCGACCGCAACGACAAUGGCAAUCUCUUCUCGAACCCGGCGAUGGCGGGCUGGCUCAAACCGUCCAAAUUUGGCGGGAAGUGGGCGUACUUUAUUCUCUCCACGCAUUGCUUGUACUUCUUUUUCGGCCAAGACGACGUGGACCCGAGGGGCUUUUUCACGCUCGAAAACGUCGUCGUGCUCCGAGAUCGACCGAGUCAGUUUACGCUCCAAGCGGCGACGCCAGCACACAAGAUCAAGGGUGUGACCUACCCCGCGACGACGUCGUCGACCAAUAGGACGCUCGAGCACAAGAUGCACAAAGCUGUCACGUUCCACACGGAUGGCCAAGCCGAGUGCGACGCAUGGGUGACGAUAUUGCGCCAGAACGUGCUCGCAUCGCAGCCGUGCGCGGUGCCAUCAACGCGGUCCUCGGACGCAGAUGCCCCCGAGUCGUCCUACUCGGUGACGAGCCGCGCCCAGCUGCAGCUCCGUUCGUCGUGGUCUCUCGGUAGCGCCGAGGACGAGGAGUCCAAACACAGUGAAGACGACAUGGCGAUCGUACCCUGCUCACCCCGCCAGUUUACGAGCAUGGCAUAGGACCUAAUUUCAUUGGAUGCGGAGCUAGUAUCAACCGAUAGUAUCUACCAUAAUCGUCUUGAUAUUUUCCAAACCCC
This is a messenger RNA of Saprolegnia diclina VS20, 2154 nucleotides long. RefSeq lists its product as hypothetical. Gene Ontology annotation, biological process: regulation of ARF protein signal transduction. Bases 5 to 2077 code for a protein of 690 amino acids. Gene Ontology annotation, molecular function: guanyl-nucleotide exchange factor activity. Lineage: Eukaryota; Oomycota; Saprolegniomycetes; Saprolegniales; Saprolegniaceae. The transcript is spliced from 9 exons. The record is from RefSeq and is a predicted model, not a curated record.